Manduca sexta (tobacco hornworm) is the source of this 2442-nucleotide messenger RNA. RefSeq lists its product as uncharacterized. The transcript is spliced from 8 exons. Bases 220 to 2442 code for a protein of 740 amino acids. The record is from RefSeq and is a predicted model, not a curated record. NCBI's taxonomy places the organism in Eukaryota, Metazoa, Arthropoda, Insecta, Lepidoptera, Sphingidae.
GCCGGUGACGCCCGCCCGCUCCCGAGCACGAGCAAAAAAAAUAAACACGAAAAAAAUGUAGCAAAUCAUUCGCGAUCACGUCCACAACAUCAGUACCAUCGUUCAGUUAUACGUGCUGUGACUUGUGACCGCUGGGAGUUGACCCCGUGAGAUUUUAUCUGAACCACAUUUACAGUAAUUACAGAUACCAAAAACUAUGCACCAGAAACCCCAAUAAACAUGACAAACCAAACCCAAAUCCAUCAAUGGAACAGAAGCAAAGUGAACCGGGCCAAGUUCAGGAACAAACUGGUCCAAUACCUGGUCAUCCUAGCAUCAUUGCCUUACAGCUCGUCGCUGAGCUUGCCUAACGGAGACCCAGCUCCUGGAAGAUCUCCAGGACCACCUGAAGUCACCACGGUAGAAAUGGAGACGACAGUGAUGAUGAUGACUGAUGCUAGUGACGACGGCUGUGCGUUUGCGCGGGUGCCAAGUGAUUCUGAUGAAGUGGUGACAUUGAGUGACGAUGAGAGUGAAGUGAAUUUAACGGUCAGUCAUCCGGUGUUCGAAGCUGAUGUGCUGGUGAGAGGCGUGGUGUAUGAUGUUCAACUCCAGUACGAAGACGUGAUGCUUCGAGACUACGUGCUCCACUCCGUGGUCAACAACUUCAUCAGAGGCAACUUCACCCCCACCAGCCUCGCCGAACGGCCCUGCAGGGAAGACGCCCCGCUCCCCUACUUCCUCCCGAAGCACAGACCUGAACGCUCCAAGCAUUUCAAAAAGCACAGUGAUUAUAGGACGUUUGAUGGGUUUAGGAGUGAGUCCAGCUACUACUUCAAACCGAAGUACCGUAGUUUUAGAGAUGAGAGGUCUGUGAGGAGAAGCGUGAGGUAUCGGAGGAGGUACCUCCCUGCGAGAAUGGUGAGCGGGCCCCUGGAGGGGAGGCCGGGGGUGACGCUGCAGUGGAGCCUGACGGAUGCCGUGCAUCUCGACAGUGAGGAGACUAGUGUUGUUUUUAGGUUACGCUAUAGGAAAACAACGAGUGCCACCAUAUACCAAGUGUUCUUUACUAAAAUUUUAAGACUAGAAUGUGCUAUACACGUGAUUGGAGUGCGCGCGGGGCGUGUUGGGCGCGUGCACUCCGGGCAGGUGCCGCGCGCACACGGCUGCCGCGUGCUGCUGCCGCCGCCACCCGCGCGCCACGCCCUGCUCCUCGAGCUGCACAAGCUCAACGUGCCCUGCUCGGCGGGCUUCAUCCGCUUCGCUCCCAACACGCCGACCCUCUGCGGGAAGCUAGAACAAAUCCCCUACCCAAACAGGAGGUUCCUGUACCUGUCAACGAGUAAGAACCAGGCCAUAGAACUCCACGGCCGACCGAUGUUCGCCGCGACCUACCGUCUCGUGGACCACUGUCACGACGUCCUCCUGACGGACAGGAACGGCUCGUUCGAGGUCGGCCCCACGGUCAAACUCCUCUGCUCUUACGUCAUUCACCUUCCUUAUGGCAACCGAGUGGCGUUUCAGCUGCAAAUGGGUACAGGGUCCAUGGAGACAAGAGGAAACGACCUAUCAAGCAUUAUACAUGAAGAUCUCCAGUCUAUGUGCAGAGGCAUGGAGCUGAGUCUUCAAGACGGAGACUCCAAAUGGAGGCAUUGUUCCCAACCAGGGGACCCUUUGCGGAGUGUUCAAAUUGUAUCUGAGAGUAAUUCUGUGAGACUAAACAUAAGUGUUGUGGCAAAGAAGAAUUCUUCAGCGAUGUGGCUGAAGGUGUGGUGGAUGGACAAGCCGAUCGAGGAGGUAGUGGGGCACUGCGAGUAUGGGUGGGUGCUGUCGGGGGACUUUUGUAUAGCGGCCAUGAGGGAGACGAAGCGGGCGUGGAGGCAGGCGGAGGCAGAGUGCGUGCGGCUCGGAGGACACCUGGCCAGCGUGCUCAAUGAGAGACAACAACACAUCAUGGACCAGAUGCUUCUACAUGCUCCUGGAGGGGGCGUGGACGACGUGUACUGGAUUGGAGCAACCGACGCCGUCCAUGAGGGGGAAUUCCGCUGGUCAGAUGGACUGCCCUUCUCCUACGCACAUUGGUUUCCUGGCUGGCGCAAGCACAGCAGUCAGCCGAACGACGACGGCACCUCGGGCCAGGACUGCGUGGAGGCGAGACGGGAAUUCCCCCCGCGGCCUCCCCCAGCCUCGCCAACCUUCAUGUGGAACGAUCGCGGCUGUCGCGAGCACAACUACUUCGUCUGCGAGAAGCCAGGCGUCGAGGACCCGUAUACUGCAUCAAAGAUCCAAUGCAACGAGACGAUCCAGCUGUCGCACGCGCAGCCCCACGCGACGGUGUCGAGUCCGGGCUUCCCGCGUCCCUACCCGGAUGACGUCGAGUGCACCACCGACAUCCGCGCCCCGCAUGCGCACACGCUGCGACUGCACUUCGACGAGCUGCUUACUGAACACGAGCCGCAGUGA